Messenger RNA from Opisthorchis viverrini, 648 nucleotides. RefSeq lists its product as hypothetical. The transcript is spliced from 4 exons. NCBI's taxonomy places the organism in Eukaryota, Metazoa, Platyhelminthes, Trematoda, Opisthorchiida, Opisthorchiidae. Bases 1 to 648 code for a protein of 215 amino acids. The record is from RefSeq and is a predicted model, not a curated record.
AUGCUACAAAGCAACUCCCCAAAUUCUGCAAUAGAUCUCCCUUUUCAAGAGACGCAAAGUGGAUUUAUAAGAAGAAAACAUACUGCAUGCAUGCCUCCCCAUCAAAAAGCGGAGCCGCCUUUAACCUCAGAAUUGUCCGAGCUUAUAGUUCUACUCGAGCGUCAUCUGCUACUGAUCCUGACGACCUUCCACCUGCUCUUUCCAAGGAUGGCGGUGGAUUGUUCAACCAGUGCCUGUCUAGCCUAUUUGGGUCUAUCUGGGAGAAAGAGACCGUCCCAGACAACUGAGCACAAGAAACCUUGGGGCAUAUGCAUCAAGCGAGAUUUCCACCGAAUAGAGGCUGUUUUGACCACAUCUACACACUCCAUUCAGUUGUCAGAGCAUUGCCAUAUGUACACACAACCCACAAUCUUGACUUCAAGGAUGCGUUCGAUCCUGUCGGUUGGUCGUUGCUCAUCAGAGGAUGCUCCGGGUGUGUGUGGAUAUAAUCAGGUCCCCAUAUCCACAUACUUCUGGGAGUGCGAGAGUGUGUGGCCAAAGUUGGAAUAUCUUCAAAACCACGGUGUCCAAGUAAGUACUGGAGAGAACCUUGUCGACAUCGUCCUCAUAUUCGGAAACGAAAGUGAAGUACAGGCACUGCUGAAUUAA